Megalobrama amblycephala (Wuchang bream) is the source of this 8181-nucleotide messenger RNA. RefSeq names its product nuclear receptor binding SET domain protein 3 (gene nsd3). Gene Ontology annotation, biological process: regulation of DNA-templated transcription. The record is from RefSeq and is a predicted model, not a curated record. Lineage: Eukaryota; Metazoa; Chordata; Actinopteri; Cypriniformes; Xenocyprididae. Gene Ontology annotation, cellular component: nucleus; chromatin. Gene Ontology annotation, molecular function: protein binding; histone H3K36 methyltransferase activity.
CAUGCCCCUCACAUCUUGCAGCACAGCCAAUGGGGGAGAUUUUAUUUUGGCGCUGAGACAGAGGCCUUAAGCAGAGGGGCUUUUGUUACAGCUAGAGGGAGGGAGACGGCUAUAAUAAAAUAUAUGGGAGCCAAAUUUCCCUAGGUCUGCAGGAGCAUCCCGCAAAAAAAACGGGGCCUCUCCCGAUUUCACAGCCACACAUCCUAUCAUGGGGAUCGACAUACGACUGAUCUAGCCCCAUUUUCUUUCCAAACAACGGAUUACAUUAAAAAAACGUGGAGUCAUAGGUCUUUGUGUUGAUAUAUUUAUGUUAACUGCAGCAGGAAUCCAGUUUAUUUGGUGUAUUUGUUUAGAAUGGAACACGCUGAAGAAAACGCUAGCAGGCUAAUGUUAGCCAACUGCUGGUCAUUGCAGCAGGCCCUGUAAGAAAAAGGGAAACUUAAGGAUGCUGGAGCAGAACAAUGGAUUUCUCCUUCUCUUUCAUGCAAGGGAUCAUGGGAAACACAAUUCAGCAACCCCCUCAGCUUAUUGACUCCGCUAACAUCAGACAGGAGGAUGUCUAUGAAGCCAUCAGUGACCCAGGAGAUGAUGGAGGACAGCAAAAUUUUGAGUCUCCUUUGGAGUCAGGCUUUUCUUACCCUGCUGAAGACCUCCCAGUUAUUACAAACGGUUACCCAACGGGUGUAGGAACCUAUGAGCAACAGGCCAAGUUUGCCUUGUACUCUCAGUUUCCCAAUGGCUCAGCUAAUGGCUACGGCGCCAUACGAAACUAUGGCGAUCACAGUUUGCUGCUUGGCGAGGGCACCGUAUUGAGACCCCCAGUGGUCCAGGAGAAGCCUCCAACACACAUCUCACCUCCGCCUCACCCCCAUCAUCACCACCAGCCUCAUCAUCCUCCUCACCAUCACCACCACCAUCAGCAGCAACACCACCCACAUAACCCACCGCUGUUACCUCACCACCAUCACCCGCCUCCUGCCUCUCACCUAAUGCCUCAAGUCUUGCCACCCCCUCCUCCCUUGCUCUUGCCCUCUUCGCCACCCCUCCUGUCACCUCAAGAAAGCACUGUCUCCAACCCUACUGUGCAAUCUACCACCACUCCUAAAAAGACCAGCUCCCCAGAGAUCAAAAUAAAGAUCAUUAAGACCUACCAGAACGGCAGGGAGCUGUUCGAGUCCUCACUGUGCGGGGACCUGCUGCAAGAGGUUCAGGCCGGUGAGGCUUCAAGGAGAAGACAUGAGCAGAAGAAGGAGAAGAGGAAAAAGAGAAGCAGCAGACAUGGUGUUUGUCAAGAAGAGGAGAGCCAGCAGCCAUGCAAAGGCAUGGAGGAACGCUCUGGGGUUGUCCACAACCCUGCACAUCCCAGCGAAGGUCAUGUUGCAUUCAGAGAAGAGCAACCUUCUUCAACUCUCAAAAGCCCCAAAGCAGAACUCAAGGAACAGAAAGUUGAAAAACACUUUCCUUCGGUCAUCACUAGCACUGGUUCUUGUCAAGAGUAUGAGAUCGGUGACUUGGUGUGGGCUAAGGUUGGGACGUAUCCUUGGUGGCCGUGCAUGGUGUCAUCAGACCCUCAGUCAAAUGUUCAUAUACGUCUUAAUACAAGAGGUGUUAAGGAAUACCAUGUGCAAUUCUUUGGGAGUGUCCCUGAGAGGGCCUGGAUCCAUGAGAAAAGAAUUGUGGUGUACCAGGGUGAGAGCCAAUUUGAUGAGUUGCAAGCAGAAACACUCCGGAAGACAACCAACCCAACAGAGAAACAAAAGUUGCUAAAGCCUCAGUCACAGAAGGAGCGCACCCAGUGGGAAGUGGGUGUGGCUCACGCGGAAGCCGCACUGCAGAUGACACGAGAAGAACGCAACGAGAACUAUACCUUCAUCUACAUCGACAAGGAACCAGGUGCCGCUGCUGCUGCUGCCGCUGCGCAGCCGACAGCCGAAACUGUGACUUCCCCUAGGGCAACUGGUAAAAACCGGCCUGAACGCAAGCAGAGACGUUCUAAAGGCGGUGUUGGAGCCAAAGAGGAGCCUGUUCCUCGUCGGCAACAGCCGCGGAGGCAGUGCAGUAUCAAUAGUAGUGGUGAACAAUCAUCUCCAAAUCAAGGAGAGGAUGAUAUGGACCAAGAGCAACCUCAUAGCCCCCCAAAACCAGAUCCCCGCCCGCAGGAACCCUCCCCACCUCCUGUCAGGACACCCUGGAGGACUGCCGCAGCCCGCAAGCUCCUCCCUCUCUCCAUUACCAUGAAGAAACUCAAUGUGGAGAUCAUCAAGUGCGACUGGCAACUCCCAAAGCAAAAGGUGGACUUACCUAAGAAGACAGAGAGUGAGGAGAGGCCCAAUGAUCAGGUUCAGUCACCUGAGGGAUCCAGUGAUAAGGCAGAAGCAGAGACGUGUUCCAGUGAAGAGGAGCGAGCUGCGUCUCCCUCAGGCUGGAGUGACCAGGACAGCGCUGAGCACACUUCAGCAGAGCAAUCCACAGAGAGAAAGCAGCAGCGCCGGUCUGUGCGAAGCCGUUCCGAAUCAGAGAAGAGUGUGGAACCAGUGCCAAAAAAGAAAGUGAAGAAAGAACAGGCUGAAACAGCUCCUCAGAUGGAUUUCAAAACUGGGUCGCAAAAAGGUGCCAGUGAGAUCUCAGACUCGUGUAAACCACUGAAGAAACGCAGCAGAGCAUCUACUGAUGUGGAGAUGGCCAGCUCACUGUACAGAGAUACUUCUGAUUCUGACUCCAGAGGCCUCAAUGACCCACAGACCGGAUUUGGGAAGCGCUCAGACAGUCCUGCUACAGUAGAUGCUGACGGAUCUGAUGCGCAGUCUGUGGACUCCAGCUUGUCCCGCCAGGGAGGAAGUUCCUCAAAAAAGGACACCGUCUGCCAUGUGUGUGAAACAUUCGGCGAUUCAUUGGUGAGCUGUGAGGGAGACUGUCACAGGCUGUUUCAUCCAGAGUGUUUGGGAUCUAACAGUGGAACAGAGGGUGAACUUCUGUGUCCAGAGUGUAAGACAGGAUCCCACCCUUGUUUCUCCUGCAAGGUCACGGAGGGUGAUGUGAAGCGGUGUUCGGUGAAUGGUUGUGGCCGAUUUUACCACGAUACCUGUGCCCGCAAGUACACCGGCACCACCACCGAUACUAGAGGCCUCCGCUGCCCUCAGCACAGCUGUGCCACAUGCUGUCUUGACAGAGACCUUCACAAAGCUGGCAAAGGCCGUAUGAUGCGAUGUAUCCGCUGUCCGGUGGCGUAUCACACAGGAGACGGCUGUGUUGCGGCUGGCAGUGUGUUGAUAACACCCCACAUCAUCAUAUGUAGCAACCACUCCAGUUCUAGGAAGAACGGACACUUUUCCUCACCUGUAAAUGUAGGCUGGUGUUUCAUCUGCGCUCGAGGGCUUUUAGUGCACGACCAUACUGACACCAUAUUAAGUUCAUAUACCUUUAAGUCGCACUACCUUCUGACUGAGUCAAAUCGUGCUGAGUUGAUGAAAUUACCUAUGAUUCCUUCUUCUUCGUCAGCUACCAAAAAGAAUAUUGGGAAAGGAGGAAGACUAUUGUGUUGUGAGGCCUGUCCCGCCUCGUUCCACCCAGAGUGCUUGAACAUGGAGAUGCCAGAGGGGACGUGGCUGUGUGGGGAAUGCAGAGCGGGAAAGAAGCCUCACUAUAAGCAGAUAGUCUGGGUCAAGCUGGGCAACUACAGGUGGUGGCCCGCUGAGAUAUGCAACCCUCGUCUGGUUCCCUCCAACAUCCAGAGCCUGAAGCAUGACAUUGGCGACUUUCCAGUCUUUUUCUUUGGAUCCCAUGACUAUUACUGGAUAAACCAGGGCAGAGUUUUCCCAUAUGUUGAGAGUGAUAAGAACUUUGCCGAGGGACAAGUUGGCAUCAACAAGACAUUUAAAAAAGCACUUGAAGAGGCAGCAAAAAGGUUCCAGGAACUAAAAGCACAGCGAGAAACCAAGGAGGCCCUCGAACAGGAGCGCAACUCCCGCAGACCCCCACCAUACAAACUUAUCAAGUCCAAUAAGCCAGUUGGGAAGGUGCAGCUGCACGUCGCUGACCUCUCCGAGAUCCCACGUUGCAACUGCAAACCCACAGAUGAUCGUCCGUGCAGCCAGGACUCUCAGUGCUUGAACCGCAUGCUGCAGUACGAGUGCCACCCACAAGUGUGUCCCACAGGCGACCGCUGCCACAACCAGUGCUUCUCCAAACGCCUCUACCCUGACACUGAGGUAAUCAAGACCAACGGUCGAGGAUGGGGCCUAAAGACCAAGCAGGACCUCAAAAAGGGUGAUUUUGUCAUGGAGUAUGUUGGGGAACUGAUUGACUCUGAGGAGUGCAAGCAACGAAUAAGACAUGCCAAUGAGAACCAUGUGACCAACUUUUACAUGCUGACCCUCACAAAGGACCGUGUGAUUGAUGCUGGACCCAAAGGGAAUUUGUCACGCUUUAUGAACCACAGCUGCAGUCCCAACUGUGAGACUCAGAAGUGGACUGUGAAUGGAGAUGUGCGGAUAGGACUCUUCACUUUGUGUGAUAUCGCUGCUGACACGGAACUGACCUUUAAUUACAACCUGGACUGUCUGGGUAAUGGAAGGACGUCGUGCCACUGCGGGUCUGAGAACUGCAGUGGUUUUCUUGGAGUCAAACCCAAGAGUGCUGUGGUUAUGGAGAGGGAAGAGAAGGUGCGCAAUGCUAAACUCAAGCCCAAGAAGCGCAAACUGAAGACGGAAAGCAAACAGACCCAUGAGUAUUACUGCUACUGCUGUGGAGAGGGAGGAGAGCUGGUCAUGUGUGACAAAAAGGAUUGCCCGAAGGCCUACCAUCUCCUCUGCCUCAACCUGACUAAACCUCCAUACGGGCGAUGGGAAUGCCCCUGGCAUCAGUGCAGCAUGUGCCAGCGCUCCGCCGCCUCCUUCUGCCACUUUUGCCCCGCCUCCUUCUGCCGAGAGCAUGAGAGAGGACAGCUGGCAAUGUCUGCCCUGGACAACCGGCCCUGCUGCUCGAACCACGACCCCCAGAGACCCUUAGGGCCUCAGGCUAACACUAGCCAGGCCGCUAUAAAGAAGGAACUCCUCGAACCCGGAGAGGAAGGGGACGAUGGCAACGAGGAGGAAGAGGAUGACGACGAAGGGGGAGAGUGACUGGGCCAAAGCACCAAGGAAGCGUUGAAAACCACAUCAAAGUACAUGAAAGUUCAAACUACAGUAGAUACAUGCAGCUAGAUGGUCCACUUUUCAUUUAAAUCAAGUGGACCUGAUAAACUGGUUUGAUUCAUUCCAAAUGUACAGCACCUGAUAUGAAUUUUUCAAACAUAUCAAUUUACGGCCUCAUGUCAAAUUCAUACAGGCUUAUAUAACAAUAUAAGCGACUCAUUUCUGGUUUUAUAAGCAAAAUUUCACAGCUAAUUCUCACUGGGUUUUUUUCUCAGACGUGCUCCGUUUCGACAAAAAACACUUUCGGUUAAAACGACGCCUUUCGGCGGCAAAGUCAGUUUUCACAUCUGUGGUACUUAAAAACACUCUAUAAACACUUUAAACCAAGAACUUUAUUUAUGUACCUCAUGUAAAUAGCAAAGACUCUUGUAAUAUGUGUCGGGCGCAACCAUUCGCCCCUCGCCAGUAGGAUUUCACUACAUGUCUGAAUAUGAGCCUGUCGUGGUAACAUCAUAAAAAAAACAAAAACAAUACAAAAAACAAAGAACGAUUCAAAAGACAUACGAGGUUUGUUCAACUGCCGCCCCAUUCCAGUGAGUUUGUGAUUUGUAAGAUAUAUAAUCAUUAAUAUAUUUAUGUCGAUGUUUACAUCCAUUCACAAUGUACAGUAUUAUUCAUCUGUAUUAGUCAAUUUGAUAUCACUAAUCGUAUUGUUGUAUAUGUGCCCUUUUUGUCAGCAAAAUUACAUAAUUGCUUGGCCGGUACUGUAUUGCCAUCACCUUUCGGUCCAUUGAGUAAAAUUCAGAGGUAUAAGUGUUAGAAAUACCUAUCGGUCACCCGAGAAGAUCAGUUCCGACGUGUACAAACGGUAACGUUUGAUGGUGUAGUGUUAAGCCACAUAUACUCCAACACUGCCAUGUGUCUUAAACAGAUAUUUACCAUUGUGAGUAUUGAACAGGUGCCAGUGUGUAAUAUCAAAUACGAGGAACCCAUAUGUUUCCGAGCAGCGCUAGUUGUGAGACUGUGAGUACAAUCUUUUAAAUAAUGUGAUUUUUUUUUUUUCUUUCUUUUUUUCUCUCAACUUUUUUUGGUUUACAUUUGUUUCCGAGUGUAAAUAUAAUCAGACUUACUGUUUUUGUUUUGUUUUGUUUUUUUAGAUUGUAUCUCACGCCUAGUAUAUUGCUGUACAUUCUAGAUCCAUUUCAAAGGUAUCAAACCAUACCUUAACUUCGCACACUUUCGUUCAUCUCCUUUAGCAUCGUUCUUCGAUUGCGUUCGGCUGUAACGACACGCGUUUCUUCGCUAAAACCGAACUGUCAUGUGGUCGGACGUAGGGGGAAGGCUGUACGGUUUACGACAGAGUGUAGCAUAUUCCUCUCUGUGACUUGUACUUGAUGUGAAUCUACUUAACUCAAUAGCUUUGAUGCCUGUGCUGUAAAGUGGAACUGUUUCUCUCUUGUUACUGGUAGCUGUGCAGUCGUGCUGUGCCACAGUUUGCACGGAUGAAGACUCGAUCUCGACGGCUUCGGCACAUGGGCUUUGUAUACUUACUCGUUAGUCAUUUCACAUGAACGUUUUUAUAGACCACAGUACAAGUAUUAUAUACGUGAUGGCACCACCAGUAUGUUUGUCACUUUAUGGAAAGGAGGGAAAGCGCUGCAAAUUUUCAUUUUACUUGAAUCGUGUCCAUUUUGCCUUUGUUCGUUUCUGUAUUUAUUAUUUUCUUGUCUCGAAGUCACGAGUGUUAUUGGUGGAUAUCUGUACUGGAUUCUUGCAUCUGACAGCAAAUUUAAGGAAUUCUGAAGAUUUGACUGCCAAACUGAGAUUUGUAUGUUUAUGAAAAUAAUGAAUGCUCUUACUUGCAUCUGCAUCUUUGAAACAUGGAAGGCAUUUUGAGUCUAUUUUGCUUGUUUAUGUUCUGAUAUGUGAUAUUUUUAUAGUUUACAUUUAUUUUUAUAUAGCUUGCUUUUUAUUUCUAGAAUUCAUAGGCACUUUUGUUCCUAAAAUACCAAUAUUUGCCCUUAUGUUUAUGAUUAAGAAAAUCAAGAAAAUGCAGUUGGCGGGAUGCAAAGCACAUAUUUGUUUUUCCUGGUCAUUGUCGGUACUAUUUUUACUCUAAUUUUUAUUUUCUUUAUUUGGCCUUUUUUUUAUAUAUAUAUAUAUGUUUAAUCAGAUAUGGAUGAUUGCUAGAAAUUGCAAGUGAUAUUUCAUUUGAACCCUUUUUAAUUUUUUUUUUUCCUCAGCGGCAUUUGUUUAUUCAGUGGUUCAAUAACUAAUCUGACUGUAACUGAUUUGUUGCUAUAUCAAUUUUGCCGCAUCAAAUGUUAAAAGUGUAUUACCUCCAUUGAUUCCAGUGUUUGGUGUCAGUGCACUGUACUUUGUGUACAUUUUUUAUGUGUAUUUGAAGUGUCAUUAUCAUUUUGUGCUAUUCGAGCAUGUUAUUUGUGUUGCUUAACUAAAUUUACUAAAGGUGGUGUCCUACCAGCUUACACUUUGAUUUCUGUGUACUGAUUUCACAUUCCUUUUAAAUAGACUGUUUACUAAUUCUUGCUACUGAGUUACAGAGUUUGUGUAAAGUUUAAUGUUAUUGUAAUAUUUUUCACCAUGCGCAUUGGAUCACAUUACACACUCCAACUGAAUAAAAUUUAUCCUAAAUGAUAUGGCUUGGGUAGAAUGUAUGUCCUCUCCAAGUUUUCUAAUGAUGUACUACUCAUGGAUAGAGAUUUCUUGGGCUAUGUUAUGUAGCCUGUUAUUGCAUUGUGUAAGAGAAUGAUGCUUGAUCAACUGUACAUAGUCGAAAGCGAGAAAAAAAAAAACGCCAUUGUCGUUAUAUUGUAGUGUCAUAAGAAUGCUUGUAAUAUUGCUUCUGAAUGUUUGUGAACGUAGAAACAUUUUGUACAUUUCUUUUCUUGUAUUUUAUUUGACCAACUUUUGAGAUGUAUUUCUUCAGAAUUCAUAAUUUAUUCUGAGAGUACUUUAAGCGACAUUCCACAGAUUUAAACGUUUUCAGACUUGCCUGGUUUGACUUCAAUAAACUGUAAUGAAUGUU